AUGACGGAUAUGGCGUACCAAGAACACAUAGCCCAGUCGCAACACCAGCGCAAUGACAAACUGUCGCACUCAAACAAGUUGCCAAAUCUUUCUCUACAGCCAGUAUCCGAUGUGCGGCCACAGUCAAAAUCUUACGACGACAAUGGAAAUGCGAAAUCUCCCCAGAAGAGCCCCGUUAGAGGAAAUAGCCAAUGGAGCGACCAACGGGAUCAGGACACAAUGCCCCUAACAUCUCCUACUCUAUCACUCCGAGAGUUUCCUUUGACCAAUAUAGAUAAUCCAAAUGACAUCGCCCAGGAGCUAAGUAAUUUACAAGCACUGAGGCGUUUAUCUAUGGAUGUGGGCAACAGUAUUGAUCCAGAUAUGCCUCCAAUGUCCCUGGCAACCAUGCCAGCUGCUGCACCCCGUGGAGACGACGACGAGAACGACCCCUCGAGAUUACUUUGGGUGCCUGCUAGAGUACACCCAGAGCUAGCGCCUACCGAGUUCAAGACAUUCUUGGCAAGUCGCCUUCAAUCAAUACGGAGGAGAUCGGGAGAUUCCUUUCUUUCUGUCUCGGAUGAAAAAUACGGCGGUGGUUCUGAUUCUAUGGGCUCAUCAUCAUUAAGAAGAAAGAAGUCUAUGCUUUCACGUCAACUUGACAACCUUGAGGAUCGAACAUUUGAAGGAUCCGCAGACGGCACAGACAAAUCAGAGAAGCAUGAUUUCAUGGAUAGCCAGCAAGAUCGGGAACUGAGUCUAGACGAGCUGGUAAAAGACCCUUCAAAGGCAGUUCAAAGACUUGCUCAAGAGUCCCAUAGCUAUUCAGGCAGCUUAGAAACUGGGAUGGAUGACAUGCCUAUCCUCCCUGCUGCACCCAGUAGCGGAUUACGGAGAUCAACUCGCACGACAUAUCGAAAGGGGGGCACUUUGCGAUUUGGAGACAAAGGGUCCUUUUCCAAGCGAAUGGCACAACGUCAACAGAGCGGCGAGAGUUCAGAAGCCCCUUUUAUAUCAACUGAAGAUAUCCCUCGGGAACAUCCGUUAGUUAGAGUGCAGUCAGAGUCUUCACAUGAGAACUUCUCAAGACCUACUCGCCCAGAUCGAAGACACGAGAGAUAUUCGGAAGAUCGAGAUGUGGUAUCAGCAGAUAUCGACAAUUCACCAGCAUCGACACGCCACUCCGAGUUCUCCGCCCGAGGAUCUUCAGCCCAGCUCAACUCAUCUGCUAAUGGAAUUCCAGCGCAAGAUAGACCAGCCGCCUCUCAAGAUAACCGGCAUCCAGAGAAGUUUCCACAGCGAUCUUCUUCCCAGAUUAUUCCAGCGACAACAGAAUCCGGGCUAGAAUCUACGUCAGAGACUAUGGAAGAAUUUUCACAAGGCAGUUUGGGCUACCAUACUCCGCUCGGCCAUACUGGGUCUGUUAGCAAUAACAAUCCACCCGGACCUGCGAAACCUUCUAUUCCUACCAUAAUACAGACCAGCAGCGCCGGUGCUAACUCAGCUCCGUCAAGUAUUUCAAAUGGUAACACUACUCAUACCGAAACGCCAAAUGCUACUCCUGCGCCCUCAAAGGAUGACAAAAAAUCUGAUAAGAAGUCUAGAAAAGACAAAGACAAAGACAAAGACAAAGACGAAGACUCUCACAAUUCCACGAGAUCUGGAGGCGCUUGGAAGUGGUUCAAGGGUGUGGCGGAUGAUAGGGACAAAAAGAAGGAAGAAAGCAGGAAAUCCAGGCAUAAAUCCUUAUCUGAAAAAGCUCAGGACAAUGUGCGACUGGAUGUGAUUCAGACUUCAAUUGAGAAGAACACGACCAAGGGCCGUGAAAGCCUAGUUCUUGACCGAGAAAAUACCGACAAUAAAGUUUCAGACGAGAAAAGGAAAGAAAGCAAUCGAAAGAGCGAUUCAAAGAAAGAAAAAGAUGGAAGUUUAUUCUCUUCAAUUUUCGGCGGAGGCAAGAAGCGAGAAGAGAAGGAAAAGAAUAAAAAGUACCAGCAAUUACUGCAUGUCCCCGAGGACAUGGUGCCUUACAAGCCUCUGCAACCAGAUAUUGACUACAAUUGGAGUCGCUUCCCUCUUUUGGAAGAGCGCGCAAUCUAUCGAAUGGCACAUAUCAAACUGGCUAACCCUCGCCGAUCCCUCCACAGCCAAGUGUUGCUGAGUAACUUCAUGUACAGUUAUUUGGCAAUUGUUCAAGCCAUGCACCCCCAAAUGAAUGUCCCGAUCUCACCUCAACAAAAGCGAUUAGAAGAGGAGGCACGCCGUAAACGUGAGGAGCAAGAACACUUAGCUCAGCGUGAUGCACAAGAUGAGCAAGAUGAGCAUCAGAGUCUUGAUCAUUAUGAUUUUGAUUAUCAUCGCAUGGCGGUACAAUACGCAGAUGCCAAUUCCGACAGACAGGUGGAGUAUGUGGAUGAUGCUCAAAUAUAUGAGGAUGAUCACACGAGUAAUAACCAGGAGAGCUACGGUGAUGAUGAUGAUGCAGGCGGUUACAGCCAAGAAAUGAAAGACUACUAUCAGAAUCACAUUGACGCGUCAGAUCGCCAUAGUGGCCAAGAUGGUAUAUGGUGA
Molecule: messenger RNA, 2550 nt
Organism: Trichoderma gamsii
Lineage: Eukaryota; Fungi; Ascomycota; Sordariomycetes; Hypocreales; Hypocreaceae
Exons: 2
Coding region: 1-2550 (849 amino acids)
Biological process (GO): establishment of cell polarity; positive regulation of G2/M transition of mitotic cell cycle
Cellular component (GO): cell septum; cytoplasm
Source: RefSeq, a predicted model, not a curated record